This is a messenger RNA of Fusarium oxysporum Fo47, 1599 nucleotides long. Its product is annotated as general substrate transporter. Gene Ontology annotation, biological process: transmembrane transport; carbohydrate transport. Lineage: Eukaryota; Fungi; Ascomycota; Sordariomycetes; Hypocreales; Nectriaceae. Gene Ontology annotation, molecular function: carbohydrate:proton symporter activity. Gene Ontology annotation, cellular component: membrane. The record is from RefSeq and is a predicted model, not a curated record. The coding region runs from base 1 to 1599 and encodes 532 amino acids. The transcript has 4 exons.
AUGUCUUCUAUCAAGUCCAAGCAAGGAGUUGACAACUCCAAACUCGAUGAUGAGGUUGGCGAAUUCCACGUCGAGCAAGCCUUCAAAGCAUCCGAGGUCAAGAUCGAGACAGGAGUCCUCUCUUCGGGAUACGAGUCACUCAGCUUGUGGGAAACCGUCAAGCUCUUCAAAGUUGCUACGGCCUAUUGCUUCACAGCUGCUUUCAGUGCUGCUACGGAUGGAUAUCAGAUCGGCAUCAACGGCAGUAUCAUUGCUAACAAGGGCUUCGUUCAUCAAUUUGCGACUGCGACCAACGCCGACGGAGUCGAAUACCUUACUUCUCCUAUUCUAGCUGGCUGGAGCUCCAUCAUGUCUGUCGGUCAGAUCAUCGGCAUGACGACGAUUCCCUUCCUGUCCGAUAGAUAUGGCCGUAAGACUGCAAUGUGGACCUAUUGGACUAUCCUUGUCAGCAGCGUCUUGUGCGAGUCUCUAGCUAGGCACUGGCCAGUUUGGCUCGUCGCUAAGCUCCUCGCGGGCAUCGGAGUCGGAUCUCUUCAGUCGACUCUGCCGGUCUAUAUCUCCGAGUGUGCCCCUACCCGUAUCCGCGGAGGUCUUCUCAUGUGCUACAGUCUCUGGUGGACCAUUGGAUCCUUUUUCGCCUACAUCGCCCUGCAGCUGCUGAACCGCAAGAACCCCAACAUCUGGCUGACACCAAUUUAUACCCAAUGGGCUCAAAUCGGUAUCAUGUGUGUCAUUUACGUCUUCCUCCCAGAGUCACCCGCUUGGUGCGUCAGUCGUGGCAACGAAGAUCGUGCUAAGAAGCAGCUGCUAAGACUCAACCGCGGCGUCGUCGACUAUGAUGAAGAGCAUCAGUAUCAGAUCCUCGUGCAGACUUUUGAACACGAGAGAGAGGUUGCAGCUCAGCAGAAGAAGGAGCAUUGGUAUGCCAUCUUUCGCGGAGUCGAUGGCCUUCGAACUGUCAUCUCGCUAUGGCCCAAUAUGACACAGCAAUUCAUUGGCCUUACCCUUUUUGCGACCUUUGGAACCUACUUCUUUCAACAAGCCGGUCUGGCUGAUCCUUUUACGAUCAAAUGCAUCACGUCUUCCAUCAACAUUACCACGCUGUUGAUCGUCGUUUUGGUAGCUGACAAGAUUGGACGACGCCGUAUCUCAUGCUACGCCACGACGCUUACAUGGACGUCUUGUGUAGUCAUUGGAAUCCUUGGUCUGAUCCCGACGACCACGGUGACUAAAAACAUCUUUGUUCUCUUUGUAUGCCUCUGGAAUGUUGGAAUGAUCUCCAACGGUGCUGCUGGUUGGGGCUUCAUAGCCGAGAUCUCUUCUCUACGUCUUCGACCCUACACAGCUGGCUUUGGCGCUGCGUGCACUUGUGUUGCUGGAGUCAUCAUGAAUGUGCUCACUCCAUAUAUGGUCAACGCCAAUAAGUGGAACUGGGGUUUCAAGACUGGCUGGUUCUACGCUGGUGUCGGACUGCCCUUCCUUGUGGGCACAUGGCUUCUACUUCCCGAUACAUCAGGACGAACUGCAGCUGAGGUCGAUGAGCUUUUCGAGAGGAAGAUUAAGCCUUGGAGAUUUAGCAAGACCUCAACCACAGCCUGA